CACUUGAAACCCCUUUUCUUCUUCUCUCCCUCUUUCUUUCUUUCUUUCUUUUUUUUUUCAAUGAGGCGCCUUUUUUCCUCAGAAAACAUGCUGGGAGGAGAGGAGGAGGAGGAGGAGAAAAGAAGAAACGCCUCGCAGGCGACAAGAGAGUGAGGAAGCAGAGAAAGUUGCGAGAGGAUCGACAGCAGCAGGGCAGAUGGGAGGACGGGAGGAACGGAUCUCUCCGCGGGAUCAAGUGCGCGAUUAAAGUCAACACACAAGUAUAUGAAGCAGCUUAUAAUAAAGAUCACAACAAACGGAGUUACAGGCGAGGACGCGCACAGGACAGGACAGGACAGGACGAGGCGGCGGCGUUGCGCGUAAAAGCAGCAGCAGCAGAAGCAGCCAGGUCGCGUCUCUCUCCGGCUCCCUGCGUGGAUUUUACUCCUCAUGUGUUCCUCAAACUCUCCGUGACUUUUAAGGACGCGUGCGUGGAGAGAGAAAAACCGCCCCCGCAGCCCGGCCUCCCAAUCAGCUCUUCCGGGUGAUAAGAAGAAAGGAGGACUCGGGUGACAGUGGAGGAAGGAAGAGUUAGAGUCCGGGGUUAGGCGUCGGCACCCGGGCUGAGAUCCUCGUCAUGGCCGGGGCCAAGCCGGGAGUCCAUGCGCUGCAGCUCAAACCCGUGUCCGUCCACGAGGAGCUCAAGAAGGGGGGCAAGUUCGUCAAGUGGGACGAGGAGCCCAACGGCGGCUCUCUCACGCUGGUAACCCUGAAAGUCGACCCAGAAGGAUUCUUCCUCUCAUGGACAGAAGGGGCCAACCAGGAGGUUGAGAUCUUGGACAUCAGCACCAUCAGGGACACCAGAAUGGGAAAAUACGCCAAACUGCCAAAGGACCAGAAGAUGCGGGAAAAGCUGGGCAUCGGUAGGGAGAACAUCGAGGGGAAACUCGUGACCAUCGUCUACGGCAACGACUUGGUCAACAUCUCCUUCCUCAACCUGCAGGCCAUGCAGGAAGACACAGCGAAGAUUUGGACGGAUGAGCUGUUCACUUUGGCCACGAACAUACUUUCCCAGAAUGCAUCACGGAACACCUUCCUCCUCAAAGCGUACACUAAACUAAUUCUGCAAGUGAAUCAGGACGGGAAGAUUCCAGUGAAGAACAUUCUCAAGCUGUUUUCUGAUAAGAAGCGGGUGGAGACGGCGCUGGAGCAGGGCGUCAUUGUGGACAACAACAACAGGUCAGAGGGAAUAAGGCCUGAUGAGUUUACGUGGGAAGUUUUCCAGAGGUUUCUCGACAGCUUGUGUCUCCGGCCUGAAAUACAAAGCAUCUUUGAGGAAUGCGGCUCCAAGAGGAAACCGUUCAUCUCUCUGGACCAGUUCGUGGAAUUCAUCAACCGCAAGCAGCGCGACUCCAGACUGAACGAGGUGCUGUACCCCCCGCUGAAAAAAGAGCAAGUCCGACAGAUCAUGGAGAAAUAUGACACAAACGGCCAGCUGGACAGAGACCAGGUCAGUUUGCAGGCGUUCAGACGGUACUUGGGAGGAGACGAGAACGGCGUGGUACCUCCAGAGAGGCUCGACAUCAUCGACGACAUGAACCAGCCGCUGUCUCACUACUUCAUCAACUCCUCGCACAACACGUACCUCACAGUGGGCCAGCUGACCGGCCUGUCGUCGGUGGAGAUGUACAGGCAGGUGCUGCUGACCGGCUGCCGCUGCAUAGAGCUGGACUGCUGGAAGGGCCGGCCGCACGACGAGGAACCCUACAUCACGCACGGGUUCACCAUGACCACUGAGAUCCCCUUUAAGGAGGUGAUCGAAGCGAUAGCAGAGAGCGCUUUCAAGACUUCCCCGUACCCGCUCAUCCUGUCUUUUGAAAACCACGUAGACUCAGCGAAACAGCAGGCCAAAAUGGCAGAGUACUGCAGGACGAUCUUCGGAGACGCCCUGCUCAUCGACCCGCUGGAGAAGUAUCCGCUGAAUCCAGGUCAGCUGCUUCCGUCGCCGCAGGAGAUGUUGGGGAAGAUUCUCAUAAAAAAUAAGAAGAAGCAUCAUCAUCACCGAUCUUCUGAGAGUGGCAGCGAACCACGGCGCAAAGAUCUGACCGAGCAGUCGUCAAACACCAGCUACUCCCAGCUGACGGACGCUGAGGGAAGUCUCCUGUCCAACGGGGAGGAGAAGCUGGCCGAGGGGAUGAUCAAAGACUCGGAGCCUCGCAAGUCCAUCGGAGGAGAAGGAGAGAGCGAAGAUGAUGACGAAGAGGACCCAGACCUGAAGAAGCCCAACUCUGACGAGGGCACCGCCAGCAGCGAGGUGAACGCCACGGAGGAGAUGUCCACUCUCGUCAACUACAUAGAACCGGUCAAGUUCAAGACCUUCGAGGUGGCAGCUAAGAGGAAGAAGUUCUUUGAGAUGUCAUCAUUCGUAGAAACCAAAGGCAUGGAAGCCCUGAAGAGCACCCCCAUCGAGUUUGUCGAGUACAAUAAGAACCAGCUGAGCCGAAUCUACCCGAAGGGAACGAGGGUGGACAGCUCCAACUACAUGCCUCAGCUCUUCUGGAACGUCGGUUGCCAGAUGGUGGCGCUGAACUUCCAGACUCUCGACCUUCCUAUGCAACUGAACAUGGGGGUGUUUGAGUAUAACGGCCACAGCGGCUACCUGCUGAAGCCGGAGUUCAUGAGAAGGAUAGACAAACACUUUGACCCCUUUACAGAAAGCAUAGUGGAUGGAAUAGUCGCCAAUACGGUCAAAAUCAAGGUGAUCUCAGGUCAGUUCCUGAGCGAUAAAAAGGUGGGCGUGUACGUAGAGGUGGACACCUUUGGGCUCCCGGCUGAUACGAAGAGAAAGUACAGAACCAAAACUUCCAACGGGAACUCGUUAGAUCCUGUUUGGGAUGACGAAGCGUUUGUCUUCAACAAGGUUGUCCUUCCUACACUGGCCUCUCUCAGGAUAGCUGUGUUUGAGGAAAACGGCAAGUUCAUCGGCCACAGAAUUCUUCCUGUGUCGGCCAUCAGACCCGGAUACCACUACAUCAACCUGAAGAACGAGCUAAACCAGCCCCUUCUGCUCCCCUCCCUGCUGGUUCUCGCUGAAGCUCAGGACUACAUCCCUAAUGAGCAUCAGGAAUACGCAGAGGCUCUGACCAACCCCAUCAAACACAUGAGUCAGUUGGCCAAGAGAGAGAAACAGCUGGCGGGUCUCAUUGAAGACAACAGUGAGCCCAAAGAAAAAGAGAUCAACAGAGAGAGUGAUGCCAAUCCAGGAAGUAAACUCCCGUCCCCCGUUCAGCAAAUCUCCUCCCCCUUCGAGGAAUGCCAGGACCCCGUCAGGUUACCCGUACCAGCACAAACUCAGAAGGAGGACCUCAUAGCUAGUGUCCUGGCAGACAUCAAGGCUCAGACUCCAGAUGAGUUGAGAGAGCAGAAGAGUUACUUGAAGCUGCUAAAGAAACAGAGGAAAGAACUCAAAGAGCUGCACAAGAAAAACCUUAAAAAGGUGUGGAAUCUGAGCAAAGAGCAGAAGAGCCGGAGCAGCCAGCUUCAGUCCGACACCCAGAGGAGACGGAGUCAGAUUGAAAAACGUCUGAAAAGCAGCAUCAGGAAGAAUGAGCCGCAGGCCCAGGCGCAGAGCGAGCUGACAGCGCUGGAUCAGGAGCACGAGAAGCAGACGGUCCAGAUCCGGGAGUGGCAGAUGCAGGAACUCCUCAAGCUGCGACAAGAGCUGCACUCGCUGGAGAGACAGAAGCAGCACGCACAUCUCCAAGAGGCAUUUAAGAAGUUAAAGGACAUAGCACAAGAAUGUCAAGAAGCUCAGGUGAAGAAACUCAGGGAGACGUGUGAGAAAGAGAAGAAAGAGCUUCAGAAGAUCCUGGACAGGAAGCGACAGAACAGCAUCAGUGAGGCCAAGAUCAGAGACAAAGACAAAGCUGAAUCGGAGCUGAAUGAGAUCAACAGGAAACACAUUCAGGACUCUGUGGCCCUGAUCCGCAGGCUGGACGAGAUGCAGACCAGGAGGCAGAAGAACCUUGAGCAGGACCAGAAGGAGGUCCUAAAGGAGAUGGACCUCAAGCUGCCAGAGCUUCAGUCUCAGCUGGACAGAGAGCUGCAGGAGGAGUACCGGCAGCUACCUGAAGAAAUCUGCCAGUACCUUCACAUGGAGCUUCAGAACAAAGGCCUCAAAAAGGAUGCCCUGUUCUCCUCCAUCUCCAAUCACAGCAGCCCCAGCUCGGACCCGCCCUCCUACUGCUCCACCCCCUCCAACCCGUCGACGCCCAAACGCAACACCUGGAACAGGAGCACGGACAAUAGCAUUGCCUCGCUGGCUGAUUCCACCUCUUCCUCCAACACGCCCGUCGUGUCGGAGGCGGAGAAUUCAAUCAAUUAGACUCAUUUCUUGCACAAACAAAAAAAAAGUACAUUCAGCAGGGGUCUAUAUUGAUUUGUAAUGUUGGAUAGUAAUGAUAAAGAUGAACUAAUUUUAUUUUAUUUUUUGUUUUUUAAAGACAAACUGUUUUGUCCUCGUCUACAGAGCUGUAAUAUUAUUAGUUUACUGUUUAAUGAAUUGUUUCAUUUGUUGGACUAUUUCAUAACAACCAUAAUCAAACUUUAUUUUUACGUUUUUCUCACGUUUGCUUUGCUUUCCAUGUCUCAUUGUGCCGUUUCUCUUUGCACCAUUUCCAUUUCUGUGUCCUGCAACACGGCUGUCUUUCUGUUUUUGUAGCAGCUCAAACCUCUUUGACCUUUCUGGAAAGCUUUAAAAUGUGCGGAGCGAGGAGCAGCGCUAGAGAGCGGAAGUCUAACAUGCACGCUCUUGGCUUAAGCGUUUUAAAAGAGAUGGAUGCUGCCAACAUUCAAAUUUUUUUGUUGAUAUAUGACACUGGUUUUUAACAACUGUACUAGUAGCUAUUUAAAAUAUAACUUGAGCUGAUAUUCCAGUGCUACAAAUAAUACCAAAAAUAUUUUUCUUUUGUGGAAAUACAGUAAGAAGUGCAUGAAUAUUACUCAAGACCUUUUUGUUUUUGUAGGUUUUUAAAUUGGAGGUUUUAGCUGUAAUUGCAUCAGUUGACCAGCAGGUGGUGCUGUAUCCUUAUUUUUGUCUUUAUUGAUAUACAUUUUAUUAUUAUUAUUGGCAAUUUAAGUAGUCUAUUCUUCCAAAUGGUUUAAUCCUUUUAUACUCUACCCUGAGCUCCACCUGUCUCAUAAUUUCCGUCAUCAUUGGUCAGAAUAAAAUCUCUGGCCUCUGUUUAAAUUCAUGGUCACAGUUGAAAUAAUCCAGAGGUAUUUUACAGAGAAAUGCCCAAAAGUGUAAAUUAUUAGAUUUCCAAAUUAGCGCUUAAGUGAUGUAACCCUUUCUCCUUCUAAGUAGUUUAAAAGCAGACAGCUCUCUCUAAACGCCCAUACACACGCUCUCUCUAAAAGCCACGGGUGUCCAUCAUUGGUUUAGUGUCUAAAAUCCUCAUCUCAUCCAAUCCACUUCCUGUUUAGGCAGCAGAAAUCUCACGCUUGUACUCGCAGGAUAAAACCUCAAUAGUUGUAGAAAUAUUGGAGAUCUAUAUAUGUACGUAUAUGGGUGCUUGUGUGUAGCCAGAAGAUAAUCCCCUUUUUCGGGGACAGCAAUGCCACGUUCCAAGUGGCACGAGUCAGUUAGACAAGAGUGUGUGUAUGCGUGUGUUUGUUGGACAUGUGCUGCUUUAGUUGGCUUGCUACUUUGGAAGACUGAAGAAUGACAUUUGCUAAAUUAGCAAGGCUACUGUGGGACGCGGUCUUCUGACGAUGACUUAAAGCUGCACUUUGACAUCUUGAUGUAAAAAUUGUAAUGGAGAUUCUAUUUCUGUCUCGUGGUAGUCAUUAACUGCUGCUUUAACUUAAGCCUCAAAUAUCCAUUACUCUGGUUAUUUGAUUUUUUUUUUUUUCUUCUUAAUUUUCUUUUGGUAAGUGGACAUAGGAAAGGUUUGAUGUAAUUUUUCUAUUUUAGGUCAAAUAUACUCUCUUAGAUAUUCCGCACAUUUCCCCCACAUUUCUGCACUGUGCAGCCAGAUAUUGAAUGCAAGCUCCGCGGGGCACAAACUAGAUGGUACAUUAAGUUAAAUAUCUGUUUUGUUACCACUAAAGCUUCUCAUUUGUCUGUAUUUAUUGGUGUCCUCUGUGUCACGCCAACCCUUUUCUCUUUCUAUCAUGUGUCGUCCACUUUGACGGGGUGAAUGAUGGUACUGUGUAUAGGCAAUCGAUGUAGAUUUUUAGAUGUACGUGAAUUUUACUACUGACUACUAGUGCUUGUGGGGGAUUGCGGUCAGAGGAGUCAAAAAGGGGUUCAUGUUAAUCUUUUGUCACCAAAAAAAACAACAAAACGUAUUGGUUUUAGGUGAAAUUGAGGCAAAUUUGUCCCACCUCACUCCUCUCGAUGAGCACUGGCUGCCUGUCUGAUCGUCCCUCUCGUACAUGCACUAUCAUGUAAACUAUCAUUUGUAUUAUACUUUAACUACUUUUAAAAAAUGGUUUUAAGUCUUUAAUGAUGGAGGAAAGAAUCCAUUCAGGCUGCUGAAUAAUUGAAAUGUUGUAAUAUUAAGUUUCCAACACACUUUCAAAAUGUGCUUUUUUAUUUUUCUGCAUCAAACACUUGCAGGGGUCAGUGUUUUUUUUUAUUUAAAGAAAAUAUGAAAUCUCUGACCUCUUUAUCCCCAAUAGUCACAGAUGGGGAUUGCCAGCGUGUAACCUCUGUCCUGCACUAACGUAAAGUGUUUCUAAGCACUAAUUGUACAAAGGACUCGAGAGGUGUGACUGUCAAAGCUUUACCAAAACAUCUGGACACAUUCCUUGCAGGCCAUGUCCAAGGCAAGUAUUUUAAAUUGACAUCUGUAUUAUGUUGUACAGGAUUAUCAGGUACUGAAAGGGUCUUUCAUUCUUUGUUUUGUGGAAAGCAAACAUGCCUUUUUACAUUGUUUAUUUGUUAAAACUUACCUUUUUUUUUUUUUUUUUUAUAAAUCUGAUUUGGUUGUUUGUGAAACCUUUUUCUUCCUGUGAUGUACUUAUCAAUACAACCACUUUACAAUGACAAGUGUCACUCUUACGUAUGAGUAGUCGUCCAUUUUUAUAAGAUCUUAGGGAGAAAAUAUCUGAGUGGAUUGUAAAGAUUUGACAAGGUUUUUUUUUUUUUUUGCUUUUGAUUUUCUCUGUGCGCUUUGAACUUUUCAUGUAUUUGGUACCGCUUUCACUAAUAAUGCAAAACGUCAUAACUGCACAUGCACAAGAAUUUAACUGAUCAAACUUGUAUAAUCUAAGAAGUUGUGCCUCACGUGGCAUAAGAACAAACUUUUUUGUGAAGAAAUCUGAUGUAAUAACUACACUUCAGGUGCUGUUAAAGAUUGUGUUUUGCAGUUUAUCCGCAUCACAGUUGUUAAUGUAUAAGAAGAAAACUAAAAAUAUGAAAAAACAUGGUCUAAUAAGUGAACAAACUGAAUUUGUUCCCAUAGAUGCAAACAAACUACACUUUUGUUUGCACAUAUGGAAAACGCAACAAAAUAAAGUGCUAAAUAAAACUUAGUUUGUUCAACCUGCAGACUCGACAGUAGAAAUGUAGCCGUUGAAGUUUAAUGUAGAUGGCAUGCCACGGGUCAAUGUCUUUAUAGAUCAGAAAAGUUCAAAUCAAUACAGUUUACAGGUGCAUAUAAGAGUUCGAUAUUCGUUUAUGGUACAUACCUUCGAGACUGGAUCCACGUAAAAAGUGAAUUCUGGAUGGUUAAACGAAUUUUAGCAUAUUGGUGAACUGGUAACGAGGGAAAAAUGUUUAGUUCAAUCUUUCAGUCCCAGUAAACUAUAUACACAGUUUACUUAGACUUUCACUAGUCAGUCAAUCAGUCCUAGACUUUUCUGAAUCAACACAUUUUGGGCUACCAUGAAAUGUAACACAUUCAUAAUGACUUAUGACCUUUAACCCCUGGUAGAUACUAUUAUCUAAAUGUGUGUUAAUUAGCAGGUGUUUGCUCACGUGCUGAAAUAAGUUUUCAAACAUAACUUGCAGUACAACAUCAGAAUUUUAGCAUAACGAUGCUCAUUAUCAUUUAUGUGUCUCAAAACAGAGCUGUGCGUGCUACAGUUGUCUCCUUUCCACCUUUUGUGGGGACCAGAUAGCUAAACGUUACGGUCACAACGCGCCGUAUAUUCCAGUUUCAAGGUUUCUUUUAAAAAGAAAAAAAAAACAAACGGGCGCUGUUUUUGGUCCAGUUUAACACAUGCUGUUAUUGUGGCCUGUGCUGCUUUGCCACACAGAUUGAAGCACAGUCAGUGCGCUUACGCCGUUAGCCAUUUUCCUUUCUACCAGAAUGCAGCCCGAGGCUGUUUGUAGUUUCUUCUGAGUUUUUAAAUCCUAUUUCUGUUUUGUUUAUGUGCAUAACUCUAUUUUAAACCGAUGCACACAAUAUCAUUACUGGACAUAAACAUAGCAGAGUGCUGACUUCUGCAUCGCACACAAACAAUCAUUGACUUUCUCCUUUAUUAGACAUUUGGUGACCAGCCUCCCUCAGGCCCUCCCUGAGGCCUCUGGCUGUCAUCUCUCCGUCUUUUCUCCCUCUUUUCUCCCUCUCUCAGCCUCACUGUCCCAUUUCCUCGCCCCCAGUUUCACACAGUAAUGAGACCAUCUUUUACUUCCUGGCUAGUUAAAUUAAUUAAAAGCAGCAGUCAAGUGUGUACACUUCAGUUAGUGAGAGGCAGCAUGCAAUUUACAUUAGACAAGAUGUAUAGCAUGUUUUGUUGACCGUGUAUAUGUAGUGUAUAUGAUUGUCAGAUAUAAAGGGAAUACUAUACAUUGAUCCAGAUGUAAUAUUUUAUUGUUUGUUCAUAAUUAAUAUAAAGUAUAUGAUUCAUCAUUCAGUAAUAAACUUCUAA
Molecule: messenger RNA, 8859 nt
Organism: Cololabis saira (Pacific saury)
Lineage: Eukaryota; Metazoa; Chordata; Actinopteri; Beloniformes; Belonidae
Gene: plcb3
Product: phospholipase C, beta 3 (phosphatidylinositol-specific)
Exons: 34
Coding region: 617-4363 (1248 amino acids)
Biological process (GO): phosphatidylinositol-mediated signaling; lipid catabolic process
Molecular function (GO): calcium ion binding; phosphatidylinositol-4,5-bisphosphate phospholipase C activity; calmodulin binding
Source: RefSeq, a predicted model, not a curated record